Molecule: messenger RNA, 426 nt
Organism: Chlorella variabilis
Lineage: Eukaryota; Viridiplantae; Chlorophyta; Trebouxiophyceae; Chlorellales; Chlorellaceae
Exons: 4
Biological process (GO): protein deubiquitination
Cellular component (GO): nucleus
Molecular function (GO): cysteine-type deubiquitinase activity
Source: RefSeq, a predicted model, not a curated record
AGUGAGGUUGAGAUGGCGGCCAUCGCCCAGGAGCUGGAUGCGGCGGAGCAUGCGCUGAUGGCCAGCGCCGGUGUGGACAACCCAGACUACCUGCGGUAUGUGGCCGAGGGCAGCGGCAACGUGGCGGAGAGCGGCAUGUUCUCCAUCCAGGUGCUGAGCCGCGCGCUGGAGGUGUGGGGCCUGGCCGCGGUGCCGCUGACCAGCCCAGACAUGGAGGCGGCGCGCGCCGACCCCACCACGCAGGCCGCCUUCAUUUGCAACCACCAGGAGCACUGGCUGACCGUGCGCCAGAUCCACGGCCAGUGGUGGAACCUGAACAGCGUGUACUCGGCCCCCGAGCCCCUCAGCACCUUCCACCUCUCCGCCUUCCUGGGCUCGCUGCAGCAGGAGGGGUACACGAUAUUUGUGAUCCAGGGGCAGCUGCCG